This is a messenger RNA of Rhodamnia argentea, 1751 nucleotides long. RefSeq names its product zinc finger CCCH domain-containing protein 48-like. Gene Ontology annotation, molecular function: metal ion binding; protein binding. NCBI's taxonomy places the organism in Eukaryota, Viridiplantae, Streptophyta, Magnoliopsida, Myrtales, Myrtaceae. The record is from RefSeq and is a predicted model, not a curated record.
UCGAUCCAACAGAGGUUGUCUCCCGCGCUGUCCCUCGCUGUGUCGUGACUCGCAAAGCCUUCCGAUCAUCGGUUUGGUUCUUCUCGAUCGCCGAUCUCCGUGCUUCGAUUCGAGGGCCAUCGUCGGUUCGUCGCUUUGCCGUUUCGUCAGCAUGGAUAUUAAGACAGCGAGGAGUACUGUGGGUCGGCCACAGAAAUCAGCUGCUCAUCAUAAUCAACUUCGAACAGCACCAGCAGGACACAACGUUUGUAGCUUCUGGUUAAAAGGGAGGUGCAACCGGAAUCCCUGCAAGUAUUUGCACGAUGCAUCUCUUGCUCCCAAUGUUUACCAUCGAGCUGCAAAGCAGUCAAGUGAUACGGGUGAGGAUUGCCCUGGGAAGGGCCCUGAAUCUAGUCCGGUGAAUUCAGCGAGUUCAACUUCUAGAGAAAGGGGUGAUUCGACCACAGAUAAAAACCCUCAAAAGCCCCGAGAAAAAGUAUGCCAUUACUGGAUAUCAGGCAACUGUGUGAAAGGCGAUGCAUGUCCUUCCUUGCAUUCAUGGUUUCAGGGUGUUGAUUUUGCCAUGUUGGCUAAGCUUAAGGGGCAUAAAAAGUGUGUUUCUGGAAUAGCACUUCCUCCUGGAUCUACUAAGCUUUACUCUGGAAGCAAAGAUGGAACAGCACGAAUUUGGGACUGUCACACUGGUCAAUGCGUUCAAGUGGUCAACCUUGGUGGCGAAGUUGGGUGUUUUGGUUAUGAAGGUCCUUGGGUGUUUGUUGGCAUGCCUAAUACUGUCAAGGCAUGGAAUACCCAUAAUGGUGCUAGCUAUGAUAUAAGUGGGGCAGUUGGACAGGUUUAUGCCAUGGAAGUUGGUAAAAAUAUGCUUUUUGCUGGAGUCCAGGAUGGUGCUAUCUUGGUGUGGAAAGGAUGUAGUGAGGCGGAUCCUUUUCAGAUGGCUGCGCCUCUCACGGGUCACAAUCGGGCUGUGGUAUCGUUAAUCGUUGGGCGCGGCCGGUUGUAUUCGGGCUCCAUUGACCGGACAAUAAGGGUGUGGGACUUGCACACUAUGGAGUGUGUUCAGGAACUUGUUGGACACACUGAUGUGGUGAUGUCACUUCUUUGCUGGGACCAGUACUUGAUAUCGGGUUCAUUGGAUCAGACGGUUAAGGUCUGGAUUGCCACUGAAGGAGGCAGCUUGGAAGUUGCCUAUACACAUCAUGUGGACCAUGGUAUUCUUGCAAUGUCAGGGAUGACUGACGCAGGUGGUAAGCCAGUCCUUCUCUGUGCAUGCAUCGACAACACUGUACACUUGUACGAGCUCCCAUCGUUCACUGAAAGGGGCAAGAUAUUCUCGAGACGAGAAGUUAGGACUCUUCAGACAGCUCCUGGGGGCCUAUUCUUCACAGGAGACGAUGCGGGGAUGCUGACCGUAUGGAACUGGUUGGAUUUUCCAAAGAGCCAAAAAGAGCAGCUUCCUCAUUCGAUGGAAUCAUGCUAAGUGGGAAGAAAGGAUCAAGGUAUCGACAUUGGAGUUCAAAUUUCGCAAGGAAGACAAUGUCAUCUAUGCCCUGAUGCUACUGGGAUGGCUGUAACUGAAUACCAUCUGCACCGCAAUCGCAGUUUUUUGGCUCUGUCGUUUUUGUAUAGACAUUAAUCUUUUGACGGCAUGGUCGGAUUUGUAUAUGAUUCUUUUAUCAGUAAUUGAUAUGCUAUUUGCUAUUCAACUUUGGGCAAAUCCAUUUACUUGGUAGACCACAGAAGCUGUGAAAAGG